AUGGAGAAUCUACAGAUCCAUUCGAGGAGCUACAUUGUGCGCUGGGUGCACGUCAAUGAAGGACAUUCUAUCGGAUGGAGUGUGCAGCCACACAAGAAAAGCAUUAACUUUGGCAUCUUCAAACAUCCGGGAACUAAAAAUGGGCUGGCCCCUGGAAUGCCCACCUCGUCCUCUGCCACCCUCGAACCUCCGCCGAGUGCUCACAGCAAUGACGAACCCCUGAAUGAUGGAAGAAAGAGAAGAGGAUCGGUUGCUAAGCACGAGGCCAGCACUGUCAUGGAGAAACUGCACAGCAUUGGCUUGCGCUGUGUCGAGUGGGUGGGCAAUUGUGAGGCUGAUAAAGUCAGGGUGGGCACCUACGAUGUUGCCCCUGGACAGGGAGGCAUGUACGGUCUUGUGUUCGACAACACCUUCAGCAAGACCGUCUCCAAGACUGCCACUCUCGUGCUCAUGACGCAUCCUACGAACGCUCCGCCAAAGUCUAGAGCUCAACUCAAGGCUCAAUCGAGUAUGUCGAAUCUCAAGAACAGUCCGCGCAUUUCCGCUACACCAGGAGCUUCUGUCGAGUCGCUNGGGAAAGAGUUGGAGAAUACACAAGCUGCGAAAGGCCAAAGGUCUCCAUUUAACAAAUCACUCGCGCCGCACGAUAUUCACAGCGGCACUCUGGGCAAGCGUCGCAGAAAGAAGGGUCAGGGCUAUGCUCGUCGUUUCUUCUCUCUCGAUUUCACCUCGGGCACCCUGUCCUACUACCGUAACAGUCAUGCUUCGGCUUUGCGUGGUGCUGUGCCUUUGUCGCUAGUCGCAGUCGGUGCUGACUCCAAGACUCGUGAAUUCUCUGUCGAUUCUGGUGCCGAGGUCUGGCAUCUUCGAGCUAGCAAUCAAAAGGAUUUCGAGGAGUGGAGAGAAGCACUUGAACGUGCUUCAGCAACUGCUGUUUCUGGCCCUUCAACUCCGGCUGUCUUUACCCAGAACAGAAACCCCUUUCCUGGCGCUUCGGACGCUGUCACAUCUGUCGAAUGGGAGCGUGCUGAAGAGAUUGUCAGCAGAAUUUCUGGUUCUCGUGAUGCCUUGCGCAGACUUGCUCAGGAUACUGACGUUAAAAUCUCGCCUUCUGUCGCGGCCGCUUCACCAAGUGCUUCGUCGGUGGAAUCGUUUGCAAACCCUUUCUUCGCCGACGCCGAUACGGCUUCCACAGCUGCAUCAUCUGAACGAUUACCAUUUUGGAAACGCAAGCCUAGUACAGCUAGCAAAGAUGCUCCAGGAUUCAAGCGCAAGACUUCUGGCCAGCAGCUCGAAGUCCCUAAUGGUUCUGCAGCUACGUCUCAUCCGACAUCUCCAGUACCAAACUACUCCACUAAACAGCCUCAAACCGCAUCUAUCACUAUGCAGGAAACUCAUGAACGAUGCCUGGCGCUUCUUCGCGACCUGGAUAACGUAGUGAAUGACUUUUCUGCUCUACUAGCAGAGUCCAAAGCACGUCGGAUGCCCAUUAAUCCGAACCUGCUUGCUCCUGCUGCUUCUCGUUUAUCCAUCGACUCGGUAUCUUCGCAAGAAUUCUUCGAUGCCGAGGACGUUCCAUCCCAACUUCUUUCAAUCAGAAGAUCUAGCGAAGCCACUCGUGAAGACGAUCAGGAUUUCCAGGAUAUCACUUCUAACGGAGAUGAUUCUGACACCAGCAGUGAUGUGGGAGAUGCUACGGAAAUCUCCAACGACACGACUACUGCGGCCGGUCAGAUUACUCUUUUCCCUGCUAAACCUGUACCAUUGACUUCUCCACUACCAAAAGUCAAGUAUCGCACAACUAUUUCACCACCUAAGCAACCACCUCCCUCACUUAUUGGAUUCCUGCGAAAGAAUGCUGGUAAGGACUUGAGUACUGUCAGUAUGCCAGUCACUGCAAACGAGCCACUCUCGGCCUUACAGCGUCUCGCUGAACCUUUCGAAUCCGUCGAUCUACUACAUAAGGCUUCCUCACUGUCAUCACCAGAUAAAGCUCUGGAUAGACUCGUAUAUGUCGCAGCGUUUGCAAUUUCCAAUUUCGCCAGCAAUCGCGUCAAGGAAAGAGCGAUUCGCAAGCCGUUCAACCCUAUGCUUGGCGAGACCUACGAACUCAUUCGUGCAGAUCUUGGCUUCCGCUUUGUGUCCGAGAAGGUGUGUCAUCGACCAGUACGCAUGGCCUUCCAAGCCGACGCUCUGGAUUCAGCGUGGUCACUAUCUCAGUCUCAACAACCCACUCAGAAAUUCUGGGGUAAGAGUGCAGAACUCAAUACAGAAGGCAAGAUGAGACUGGUCCUACACAACGUAAAUGGCGAGAAGUAUUCUUGGACAUUGGCAACAUGUUUCCUCCGCAAUGUGAUCGCAGGCGAGAAGUACGUCGAGCCUGUUGAAAGCAUGACUAUCGUCAACGAAACCACUGGAUCAAAAGCCGUUGCCACUUUCAAAGCCGGUGGCAUAUUUUCUGGCCGCAGCGAAGAAGUGACGACACAGUUUUACGAUGCUUCGUCUUCAUCGCCACUCGCACCUACCUUGACGGGUAAAUGGACAGAAUCACUUUCGCGCACUGAUACGGGCGAAACAGUAUGGACAGCUGGCCCUCUUGUCCCGAAUGCAGCCAAGGUUUACGGAUACACCUCGUUUGCAGCCUGUCUCAAUCAACUGGACGACAAUGACAAGAAAGAAGUUGCACCCACUGACUCACGCUUACGUCCCGAUCAACGCGCUCUCGAAGACGGCAAAACAGAUGAAGCAGAAGCACUCAAAGCACGUCUCGAAGAACGACAAAGAGCAAGAAGAAAGGUCUUGGAAACACAUGGUGUAGAAUGGAAACCUAAAUUCUUUGAUCUGGUCAAGGGAGAGGAAGGCGAUGAAGAGGUUUGGAGAUUGGUGGGAGGCAAACAUGGGUAUUGGGAUCGUAGAGACAAGGGUGAUUGGAAGGAUGUAGAGACUGUGUUUGAGACCUGA
This is a messenger RNA of Aureobasidium musti, 2961 nucleotides long. NCBI's taxonomy places the organism in Eukaryota, Fungi, Ascomycota, Dothideomycetes, Dothideales, Saccotheciaceae. The record is from the annotation of a GenBank genome assembly.